AUGAAGUGCCAAAUCCCCAUCGAAGAAAGACACUUCAUCCAAAUGGCUCAGGCUGCCCUCAAAAUUUCUCUGAGGAAAAGAUUUGAUGGGAUGCUGUUUGGAGAUCUGGCAGAACUGGCAGAUAAAGCGGCCAAGUACGAGGAAUUGCUCAGAGAGGAACAGCAGAAGAGAAACUCUUCCAAAGGCACGUAUUAUAAAUCCCCUUCUUCCUCAAUACAUAUGAUUGAAGUGGAGUCAGAAGAAGAUGCGGAGGAAUCAGAGGAGAGAGAGGUUGCAGUUGCGGAAAUGGCAAAAUUAAAGCAUCCCAUCAGUUGUAAAACUCUUACAAAACCUCCAAGGGAUCAGAAGCCGCCACCAUUCACAGGAGGGUUUGUUCCAAACAAACCUGCAGAACAAAGUGUAUUCCUUCGAUCUGACCAAAGUAGAUGCCUUGUUUGA
Messenger RNA from Prunus armeniaca (apricot), 438 nucleotides. The record is from the annotation of a GenBank genome assembly. NCBI's taxonomy places the organism in Eukaryota, Viridiplantae, Streptophyta, Magnoliopsida, Rosales, Rosaceae.